CCGGACGACAACUGCAGUAGAGAGAUAACGGGCAAACAAUCGGCAACAGCUCGCUAGCUCAGGGAAGUAAUAAGUCUUUGAGUUGAAGCUCGUGUGACCUAAAAAAGUAAUGAGGUAGAUAGUCGGAUACCCAAUAAACAUAACUUCUUAUGGAGCAGACCGGUGUUGCCACUGUGAGAAUGGACCAGGAGUUUGAAGAAAUAGAUUCAGAAGGCCGGUGGCAAAAACUGUACUCAGAAAUCAGGAAUCAGUCUCAUGAGUGCUCCUACAAAGUUGCAAAGUAUCCGGAGAAUCGCAACAGAAACAGAUACAGAGACGUCAGUCCAUUUGAUCACAGUCGAGUGAAGCUGGAGAACACAGAAAAUGAUUACAUCAAUGCAAGUCUGGUAGUGAUGGAGGAAGCCCAGAGGAGUUACAUAUUAACUCAGGGGCCGCUCAGGAACACCUGUGGCCACUUGUGGCUUAUGAUCUGGGAGCAGAAGACCAAAGCAGUCAUCAUGCUCAACAGGGUCAUAGAGAAAGGAUCGGAAAAGUGCGCCCAGUACUGGCCCACAGCCGAGGAGAGAGAGAUGGCCUUUAGAGACACACAUUUCUUGGUCACAUUGUUGUCAGAAGACACCAAGUCUUACUACACCACCAGAGUAUUGGAGAUGCAGAAUCUUAAUACAGGGGAGAAGAGGGAGAUUUACCAUUUCCAUUAUACCACGUGGCCUGAUUUUGGUGUUCCUGAGUCCCCAGCAUCCUUCCUAAACUUCCUUUUUAAGGUACGGGAGUCUGGAGCAUUGGGGGUGGAUCAUGGACCAGCUGUGGUACACUGCAGUGCUGGAAUUGGACGCUCAGGGACGUUUUCAUUAGUUGACACAUGCCUAGUCCUCAUGGAGAAGCGGAAAGACACUUCUUCAGUGGACAUUAAAAGCAUCCUGUUGAACAUGAGGAAGUACCGCAUGGGCCUGAUCCAAACUCCUGACCAGCUACGCUUCUCCUACAUGGCUGUCCUUGAAGGAGGCAAGUUCAUCAUGGGAGACUCCUCUGUACAGAACCAAUGGCGCGAAUUAUCCAAAGAAGAUCAGGCGCCGUCUUCAGAGUCUCCGCCCUCGGCUCAGCCUCAAGCCAGGUGUCCGGUGGAGCGAUACAAUGGCAGCCAACGAGGAGGUCAGCACGAGGAGGGAGGAGAAUACAGACAGGAUGGCAAAGUACCUACACAGUCUCCCUGCAAGGAACAGGAGCAGGAUGGCAGCACAGCACAGUCAGUACACAAACGACGCAGAGAAGACAGCAUUUCCAAAUCCGGCACAGCCAAAACAUCCCAAAGCAAGUCCAGGUCAAAUGACUCAGAGAGGAAGAGGAAAAGCCCUGCAACACUUUCCACACCAAAGUUGGGCCAGUAAAGAUUUUACCACUUUGUAACGUUGAUGUUACGGCAUUGACGAUACCAAUGAACUGUUUUACGUGUUUUUUUUUUUUUCUUUUCAAAAUCCUCCACAAAUUCCUCACUUCAAGCAGAAUGUUGUUUUGUAUGGUCUAUUUGGAAUACUGAUUGUUUUCAGCAAGACACAAACUGCAGCUCUGAGAUAGUCCAUCCUGCCUGCCUUCAAGUCCAAAAAUUCAUCAGCCUCUCAGCACAAUGUUAACAUAAGCACAGUAAAGUUUAAAUGGCAUUUGUAAAUAUAGCUUCAUAUUGUAGUUCUUGACAAAGUUUUCCCAAAGGAAUCCCUUGUUCUGGUUACAUCUAUUAUUAUUGAUUAGAUAGGCUUCUAAGGGUUCUUAAUGCAGUGACUUGCGAAGGGUCGGAAAUCAAAGGUGUCCGACUCAGUCUUGCAACUUUGCCAUUUACACACUUCUCAUAGUUUCUCCAGGUUUCCUGAAUGGUUUAAUGAUGUUAUGGACUGUAGAGAGAGAAAUAUCUAAAUCCCUUCUGAAUUUUCUUUGAGAACAACAGUUCAAUGAUUUUCUCUUAUAUGUUGGCAAUCUGGAGAUUCCAGUCUUUCAUAGCUACUGCUUUUGUAACAAAUCACGAUUCUCCUUUUUAAAACAACAUAAUUUUAUUUAUUAUUUUAAUUUCUGUCCCUAAAUUGGCCUCGAAGUGGAUGUUUACUUACUAACAAGUUAAGUAGAUGACAGAGGUUUGUAAUUUCUAUAAAUUAAAUGCAGAAUACACUGCUUUCCACAUGUUCCAUAAAGUCUCAACUUUUUUGGGGGGGGUGUAUAUGUGUAAAAAUAUACAUGUUCAAAAAUUGCAGCACCAUUUUCUCUUUUAUAAUCCUUUAAAUGGAUGAAAAAACCUUUUUCCUGUACAAUGCCUUUUAAAGAGAUGUUAAAGAAAACCUUUUUUAAGCAAGAUUUCUUUUAAACCCACUGACAGAAGGAAGUCAGUACAGGCUUUUUUAGUGCUUAAUUCAACCUUUGAAUACCGAAGCAAUGCAGACUCUUUUUUUCUUUUGCUUUUUUAUUUCCUUUCCACUCUCCUCCCAUCAUUCUCUGGCAUGUAGUGUGACAAAGUCUAGCUAAAUGACUUCUUUCCUCUGUUGCUUUAAAGGCCGACAGACCUGAUAAAGCACUUCUCUCUGAUGACAGUGCACCUUCCAAGUCAUUUCUGAGAAACCUUCCUUUGUUGUGUGAUUAUGUCAGUGUCAUUUCAGCAAUACGGUCGAAAGUGCACCCUUUCUGAUUAGGUCUCACUCUGCUGUUGUG
Molecule: messenger RNA, 2691 nt
Organism: Melanotaenia boesemani (Boeseman's rainbowfish)
Lineage: Eukaryota; Metazoa; Chordata; Actinopteri; Atheriniformes; Melanotaeniidae
Gene: ptpn2b
Product: protein tyrosine phosphatase non-receptor type 2b
Exons: 10
Coding region: 150-1388 (412 amino acids)
Biological process (GO): protein dephosphorylation
Molecular function (GO): protein tyrosine phosphatase activity
Source: RefSeq, a predicted model, not a curated record